CUCUAAGAGGAGACACAGGAGCACGACUGAGGCCGUUUAUGAGGAGAUUCAUCACAGACACAAUCACUUCACUCAGAGGGGGAGUCUCAUCUCUGAAGAACUGCAUUCUGGGUAUGAAGAUGCUGAUGAGCUUCUCUCAGAAAAAGAGUUCAAGACUGUAUAUUAUGAUGAUGUCACCAGUGAUCUGAAAGAAGAGAUGAUGAAGGAAAUCACACCGGGACACUAUGAUGAUGUCAUCACUGAUGGACUGAAACCAGAUCGUGAGACAGAAGACACACCUGAGAGCUAUGAUGAUGUCAUGACGAGUGGACAGAACUUUAAUAUUAAAAAAGUGGACACACCGGCGCAUUAUGAUGAUGUCAUCAUUAAUGGACAGAACAUUCCAGGUGUAACAGAGGGAGAUCAGGAGGAGUAUGAUGAUGUGAAGAACAGCAGUGAAGAUGAGAGAAACCUGUUGGACUAUGAUGAUGUGGGGGAGGAGUCAAAUAAAGAGCUUCGGUUCCUCAAUGAUUGGGGCACAGUGUGUGAUGCAUGCUGGGAUAUGAGAGCUGCUAGUGUCCUCUGUAGACAGCUGCAUUGUGGGAUUGCUGUGUCUGUUGUGGGAUCAGACUGGUUUGGAGAGGGAAGUGGUGAAAUCUGGGCUGAUGUGUUUGAUUGUGACGGGAAUGAAACAAAACUCUCAGAAUGUUCCAUCUCUUCAUGGAGUCGAGCUGAAUGUUCUCAUAGACGAGAUGUUGGAGUCAUCUGCUCUAAUUCCUCUCUGGCUGUUCAUGACGGUCUGGUGCGGUUGUCUGGUGAGCGACAGUGUGAGGGGGAGGUGGAAGUUUCCAUCCAUCAGGUCUGGAGGAGAGUUCUGCUGGACUCCUGGAGUCUCACUGAAUCCUCUGUGGUCUGCAGACAGCUGGGCUGUGGCUCUGUGCUGAACUUCUCCAGCUCCUCUUCAUCCAGUCCUGAACACAGUCAUGAGUGUGUGACGGGCUUCCAGUGCUCUGGGAGUGAAGCUCAUCUGGGGAACUGCAGCUCUCCACAAACUCUCAACUGCAGCUCCACACAACAGCUGUCAAUCACCUGCCUUGAUGCCCAUGUGGUGUGCAGACAGCUGCAGUGUGGAGUGGCCCUCAGUAACCAGCAGGUACCAGCCUGGUUUGGUCCUGGUUCUGGACCCAUAUGGCUGGAUGAGGUGGAGUGUGAGGGGAAUGAGACGUCCCUGUGGAGCUGCUCUUCUCCAGGCUGGGGAAAACAUGACUGUCAACACAAGGAGGAUGUAGGAGUCGUGUGUUCAGUGGAGGAAAAUCCUGAAUCUCCUCAGAGUCGUCUGACAUGUUCUACCUCACCAUCUCCUCACCAGAGACAGUGUUCAAUGGACACACCGGCGCAUUAUGAUGAUGUCAUCAUUAAUGGACAGAACAUUCCAGGUGUAACAGUCUGCAUCAAAUGA
This is a messenger RNA of Ctenopharyngodon idella (grass carp), 1438 nucleotides long. RefSeq names its product scavenger receptor cysteine-rich type 1 protein M130-like. Gene Ontology annotation, cellular component: membrane. The transcript is spliced from 13 exons. NCBI's taxonomy places the organism in Eukaryota, Metazoa, Chordata, Actinopteri, Cypriniformes, Xenocyprididae. The record is from RefSeq and is a predicted model, not a curated record. Bases 197 to 1438 code for a protein of 413 amino acids.